AUGGAACAGCACGAAGCGAGCCAGAGGCAGGAAGGAAACUUUGUAGGCACUGCAGGGGGUGGUCAAUUCUCCUCCAUAACGAAGCGCUUUUUGAAGAGUGUGAAGGAUCUGAACCAGGAGCUGCAGGGGCCCCACAUGCAGCUUCACUUCAUACGAUGUUUCAUCCCGAAUUGCGAGAUGAAGCCUGACGCUUUUGAAAGGAAGAUCGUACUGCAGCAACUGCAACAUUCCGGAUCGUUGGCUCUGGUUGAUAUCCUGCAGUCUGGGUUUCCUCACAGAAUGCCACUGCACUCCCUGGCAGCCAAAUUGCGAGCGGCUUUAUGCCCUCUACUGAAGAAACGGCUCGAAGAGCAAGAGCAAAAAGUGCAAAAGCUAAUGGAAGCAGAGAAUAAAAAUGUGCCACUCAAUUUCGGAGUUUUACCCUCCGCUGAGGAAACUGCCCGCCAACGACGCUUGUUGGAGACUUUGAGGCACUGGGACCCAAAUGCUUCUCGCGACCGAACACUAGCCUCUGCAACCCUGGGGUUGCUACCCCAAUGCCGACCAGGCGCAUUCAUUUGUGGCGUUUCCCUCGUUUGCUUCAAGGCCUCUGCCUAUGGGGAAGCUGCAGCGCUAAUAGCUGAUCCAGCACAGUUCUUCAAAACUCCUGAAGACCUAUGCAGGCUAAUCACGGCUAUCCAACGUUUGCGGUGGCGUGUGGCUGUUCGCACCAUUUUGCAUGUGCACCCGAAGUUACUGUGGCUCCAGCGCAGAGCCUUCUUGAUGAGGAAGAUCAAGCAGGAGGCUGCCACUGCUGCCUUACGAGUGAUACUGCUCAGGAAGCACAUCCUUAUCCCCUUGCGGGAACGUGCACAGCGACGGCUUUCCAUUCGCCAGGGCGUGAUUUCGCUUGAGCAUAUCCUGUUGCGCCGAGGCCUGCAAUCAUGGCGAAGCUACCGGCAGGCACUAGCAGCUGCAGACUCAGCGAAAAAGUCAGCUGCAUGUCAGCCUCGAGCAAAUGAGGAAGCCAAGUGCUCAAAAAGCUCCAGCGUACCUGAACAGAAGCUAUGCGGAGGACAAGGUGAAGCGUCUGGGGCAGCAGGAGACGAGCACCAGCAACUUCAUUUCAUACCUUCUUGGAAUGCUCGGCUCUUCCCUGUGGGGGACCAUAGACAGAACGUCAUUACAGAAGAACACGAAGUGGCUGUCUAUCCCGGGAGAGACCUGUAUUUUACCCGCAUUAGCGGUGUCCCUCCAGUAGAGCCUGGUAAACCGGCACCAGAGAAGAAAAGAUUGCAACAGCCUCCACAGAAUUCUUACCUCUCCGCCAAUUCACCGUCAGGACAAGAACAAACUCACGAAAUUUCUGACAUUUCAGCCGAGCGGAUUGUUGGCGGUGAAGGCUACAGCGAUCCCACUGUGCAGUUAGUUAGCACUGAAGCUCCGAUUUUAACAAUUGCAAAACACCCAUUCUACACCAAUUUGUUCAUAGCCAGCAAUUCAGCUGCUCACCUGUUGUUGCUUUUAUCUCCCCGUACUGCUAAUUCUGAAAUGAAAGAAGAGGAGACGACAAUAACAGAUUGUGAAGGGUCUGUACCCAGUCGCACCGCGCCUCUUGGAGAACCCUCAACAAUUCUGCCCCGUCUCGAUUGCCCCUCAAGUCUUCCUUGUUCAUCAAAAGGACUACCAUCAUCUAAUGAUGCUAGCGCUGACGCAUCACAUCGACCAGUGAGGAUGCUGCGCAACUUUGCACCGGGGUUGUCAAAUUUGUCUAAUUUGCUCCCCGGCAGUGACGGCAGCGCCUCAGCCUUCCCGGAACGACUUUUGCCAACAGAUGCGAUUCCGCCCGGCAAGUGGCUACCCCGAGACCUUCUAGAUCGCAUUAGAGAGUCUUCUCAGGAUCAGCUGUCUCAUACAAGACACCCACGACCCCCAACUGUGCGGCCGCUCAGCGUUUCCUUUGCAAGCCCUAUAACCGCAGAUUAUGCCAUCGUCGUGUGCCUUGUGCAAGGCAAAAGCAGCAAGAACAACAACAAUAACAGCAGCAGCACCGGCAUAGGCAGCCUCACUCUCGUUCUAGUCGACUUGCUGAGGAGGGAACCUGCUGGCUGGAUUCCUCUGUCUUUUGCGUCCCAUGAUCUAUCAAUCUGUGCUCGCCGCAACUCUGCGUGCCUUCAACAGCUGUCCCAAACAGCUUUCCCAGGGUCUAACACUAAUGCUGGAAAAAUCAAAAACGCAGCCGCUGAGCUUCGUGCUGCACGAAAUCCUUUGCUUACGGCACGCACCCGUAGCACCAUGCUCUCCACAAUUCGUUUGCAACCUCUUUGGGGCAACGUGUGGGCAGUCACAGGCCCCUCCUUGCUCGCCAUCUUCUCUAUCAACCUUAG
Molecule: messenger RNA, 2366 nt
Organism: Eimeria necatrix
Lineage: Eukaryota; Apicomplexa; Conoidasida; Eucoccidiorida; Eimeriidae
Product: Myosin IJ heavy chain, putative
Exons: 3
Biological process (GO): actin filament organization; vesicle transport along actin filament
Cellular component (GO): vesicle; myosin complex; actin cytoskeleton
Molecular function (GO): actin filament binding; microfilament motor activity; ATP binding
Source: RefSeq, a predicted model, not a curated record